UCACCAAGUCCUCUCAUGAUCAAUAUGAACCAGUCACCGGCUCCUUUCAUGACGGACUUCCAAUCACCAAGUCCUCUCAUGACCAACCAAUCACCUAAUCCCUUCAUGACCAACAACCAAUCCCCCCUAAUCCUCGACACCUUCGCACCUCCAAUCAACCCCUUCGUUCUCCAAAAAAUGCAAGAUUCCCCGCCCGUAUUUGGAGGACCCCAGAUCUUUGACAGCAUCCCGUUUCGACCCCAAUCUGCCGACGGCUUCGAAACGGAAAAUAGUGAACCUCAACUUACCAAUGGACUGAUUCACGUUAACGCCGUCGUGAAUCCUCAUGCUUCUGAAGCCUUCGAAGCUCCGGAUCGCCAGAGUGCUGUGGCAGGUCGGGGAAUCGACGUCGCAAACCGGGAAAUAUUUAACGAGGAAAUGGAAAAAAUCCGAGGCUACAACCCAGUUCCUGCCACACCGCCAAUUACACGAAUGGAAGUGGUAAAGGGCCCUUACUAUCAUUUGGACUUCGAUGGUUCCUACAACUCCAUUGAACAACCUGUUCCAUUCUUUUAUUGAUAAGAAGGUUUAAAAAGAGGAGAGGGGGCUUUUGGUUCGUAAAUCCAUCUCUUAUGUAGUUAAAUGGAAUGUAUUUUUUUCCUCUUCUGAAAUAGGCAUGUCAGAUAAGUCCAUCUCUGUGCAGUUAAAUGGAAUGUUUUUUUCUUCUUCUUCUUCUCUGAAAUAGGCAUGUCAUAUGUCCAUAUAUGCAGUUAAAUGGAAUGCAUUUUUUCCUUCUCUGAAAUAGGCAUGCCAAAUAAGUCCAUCUUAAUUGCAAUUAAGUGGAAUGCAUUUUUACCUUCUCUAAAAUAGGCAUGUCAAAUAUAUAUAUAGAAAAAAAUGUCUGUGUAAUGACAAUUAUUUGUAAAUACUGAGUUUUAGAGCAUUUAUCUUUCAUCGUUAAUCUAGUCUUUAUAAUCUUCAUUUGCUGUGAAUUCUGUUGUAGAAUGGGAUUAUAUAAUGUGUUUUGUAAAGCACGGUAUGGAAUCUAUUAAAGAUGUUUUGAAGUUUG
Penaeus vannamei (Pacific white shrimp) is the source of this 1048-nucleotide messenger RNA. The record is from RefSeq and is a predicted model, not a curated record. NCBI's taxonomy places the organism in Eukaryota, Metazoa, Arthropoda, Malacostraca, Decapoda, Penaeidae.